Colletotrichum karsti is the source of this 768-nucleotide messenger RNA. RefSeq names its product Six-hairpin glycosidase-like protein. The transcript has a single exon. Lineage: Eukaryota; Fungi; Ascomycota; Sordariomycetes; Glomerellales; Glomerellaceae. The record is from RefSeq and is a predicted model, not a curated record. Gene Ontology annotation, biological process: carbohydrate metabolic process. Bases 1 to 768 code for a protein of 255 amino acids.
AUGUCCGACUACGAUAACGAUGCCUAUCUCAAGCUUAACCGCACGACAGACGAACCCCCGGCUUUUGUUCUAGACUUCGGUAUCGAAGUCGGAGGCAUAAUCAGCUUUUCCUAUGAUCUCCAAGGAGUCGAGAAUGCGUCUGUUGGCCUGGCUUUCACAGAAGCCAAAGACUUCAUUGGCCGUAAUUCAGAUAGCUCGAGAGGUGGUAGCGGUGGCAGACCCGGUGACGGACCAUGGCUUGCAAACAUGUCUGCGUCCACGAAUGGUUACUAUGUCAUGCCCGAUGAGAGGAUUCGUGGUGGCUUCCGGUAUUUGACAAUAUUUCUCGAAACUCCAGGAACCGUUGUUUCUCUCGGCAUCACCAACGUUACCCUCGAUAUCAGCUUCCAACCGACAUGGUCGAACCUGCGAGCUUAUAAAGGUUAUUUCCACUCAGAAGACGAGUUGCUGAACAAGAUCUGGUAUAGCGGUGCGUAUACGGUGCAAACGAACUCUGUACCAGGCAACACCGGCCAGAACGCCCUGGGCAAUAGUGUUCGAGGUUGGAGAAACAAUGCUGUGAUUACCACGGCAGACACCGUGCUGCUAGACGGAGCUAAACGAGACCGAUUCGUGUGGAUUGGUGAUAUGGGCACAGCCGUUCCUUCGGCCUUCGUCGGAACUGGCGAGCUCGAAAGCACCAAGCAUGCUCUUCUAGCGAUCUUUGAUAACCAGGCAAGUUUUCCCGCAAUCAUUUUUACUCGUCAUAUCCGCGGCACAUGGGGCUAA